Messenger RNA from Gorilla gorilla gorilla (western lowland gorilla), 1499 nucleotides. It is a transcript of the gene IRF3, whose product is annotated as interferon regulatory factor 3. Gene Ontology annotation, cellular component: nucleus. The transcript has 8 exons. The coding region runs from base 37 to 1482 and encodes 481 amino acids. Gene Ontology annotation, molecular function: RNA polymerase II cis-regulatory region sequence-specific DNA binding; DNA-binding transcription factor activity, RNA polymerase II-specific; protein binding. The record is from RefSeq and is a predicted model, not a curated record. Gene Ontology annotation, biological process: immune system process; regulation of transcription by RNA polymerase II. NCBI's taxonomy places the organism in Eukaryota, Metazoa, Chordata, Mammalia, Primates, Hominidae.
GCCCGCACGCCCCGACCUUCCAUCGUAGGCCGGACCAUGGGAACCCCAAAGCCACGGAUCCUGCCCUGGCUGGUGUCGCAGCUGGACCUGGGGCAACUGGAGGGCGUGGCCUGGGUGAACAAGAGCCGCACGCGCUUCCGCAUCCCUUGGAAGCACGGCCUACGGCAGGAUGCACAGCAGGAGGAUUUCGGAAUCUUCCAGGUGCGUGCGACGACCUGGGACGCUGGAAACCCGGAGCUGCGCGCUGGGCGGAAAGGACUCCUAGUGGGCCCGGCUGAGAAGGCGGAGGCCUGGGCCGAGGCCACUGGUGCAUAUGUUCCCGGGAGGGAUAAGCCAGACCUGCCAACCUGGAAGAGGAAUUUCCGUUCUGCCCUCAACCGCAAAGAAGGGUUGCGUUUAGCAGAGGACCGGAGCAAGGACCCUCACGACCCACAUAAAAUCUACGAGUUUGUGAACUCAGGAGUUGGGCACUUUUCCCAGCCAGACACCUCUCUGGACACCAAUGGUGGAGGCAGUACUUCUGACACCCAGGAAGACAUUCUGGAUGAGUUACUGGGUAACAUGGUGUUGGCCCCACUCCCAGAUCCGGGACCCCCAAGCCUGGCUGUAGCCCCUGAGCCCUGCCCUCAGCCCCUGCGGAGCCCCAGCUUGGACAGUCCCACUCCCUUCCCAAACCUGGGGCCCUCUGAGAACCCACUGAAGCGGCUGUUGGUGCCGGGGGAAGAGUGGGAGUUCGAGGUGACAGCCUUCUACCGGGGCCGCCAAGUCUUCCAGCAGACCAUCUCCUGCCUGGAGGGCCUGCGGCUGGUGGGGUCCGAAGUGGGAGACAGGACGCUGCCUGGAUGGCCAGUCACACUGCCAGACCCUGGCAUGUCCCUGACAGACAGGGGAGUGAUGAGCUACGUGAGGCAUGUGCUGAGCUGCCUGGGUGGGGGACUGGCUCUCUGGCGGGCCGGGCAGUGGCUCUGGGCCCAGCGGCUGGGGCACUGCCACACAUACUGGGCAGUGAGCGAGGAGCUGCUCCCCAACAGCGGGCAUGGGCCUGACGGCGAGGUCCCCAAGGACAAGGAAGGAGGCGUGUUCAACCUGGGGCCCUUCAUUGUAGGCUCCUGGGCCCCCAGAUCUGAUUACCUUCACGGAAGGAAGCGGACGCUCACCACGCUAUGCCCUCUGGUUCUGUGUGGGGGAGUCAUGGCCCCAGGACCAGCCGUGGACCAAGAGGCUCGUGAUGGUCAAGGUUGUGCCCACGUGCCUCAGGGCCUUGGUAGAAAUGGCCCGGGUAGGGGGUGCCUCCUCCCUGGAGAACACUGUGGACCUGCACAUUUCCAACAGCCACCCACUCUCCCUCACCUCCGACCAGUACAAGGCCUACCUGCAGGACUUGGUGGACGGAAUGGAUUUCCAGGGCCCUGGGGAGACCUGAGCCCUCGCUCCUCAUGGUGUGCCUCCAACCCCCCUGUUCCCCACCAUCUCAACCAAUAAACUGGUUACUGCUAUGA